Molecule: messenger RNA, 4869 nt
Organism: Nestor notabilis (Kea)
Lineage: Eukaryota; Metazoa; Chordata; Aves; Psittaciformes; Psittacidae
Gene: ERBIN
Product: erbb2 interacting protein
Exons: 26
Coding region: 62-4276 (1404 amino acids)
Biological process (GO): neurotransmitter receptor transport, endosome to postsynaptic membrane; neurotransmitter receptor transport postsynaptic membrane to endosome
Cellular component (GO): adherens junction; postsynaptic membrane; postsynaptic density
Molecular function (GO): protein binding
Source: RefSeq, a predicted model, not a curated record
UGGCUUUGAAAGCUCAGGGAAGAAGCAGCAGGGAGAGAAAAGUAACACAGUGUGCCUGAAAAUGACAACAAAGCGGAAUUUGUUUGUGCGGCUGGUGCCAUGCCGCUGCCUGCGCGGAGAGGAGGAAACAGUCACUACACUUGAUUAUUCUCACUGCAGCCUGGAACAGGUGCCUAAGGAGAUUUUUACUUUUGAAAAGACCUUGGAAGAACUCUAUUUAGAUGCUAAUCAGAUUGAAGAGCUUCCAAAGCAACUUUUUAACUGUCAGUCUCUGUACAAGCUGAGUUUGCCAGACAAUGACCUAACCACAUUGCCAGCAUCCAUUGCAAAUCUCAUUAAUCUCAGGGAACUGGAUGUCAGCAAGAAUGGCAUACAGGAGUUUCCAGAAAAUAUAAAGAACUGUAAAGUUUUGACAGUUGUUGAGGCCAGCGUAAAUCCAAUUUCAAAACUUCCAGAUGGAUUUUCCCAACUGCUAAACCUGACGCAGCUGUACCUGAAUGAUGCUUUUCUUGAGUUUUUGCCAGCCAAUUUUGGCAGAUUAACUAAACUCCAGAUAUUGGAACUUAGAGAAAACCAGUUAAAAAUAUUGCCAAAAACCAUGUCCAGACUGACUCAGCUGGAGAGACUGGACUUAGGAAGUAAUGAAUUCACAGAAGUGCCUGAAGUACUUGAACAACUGAGUGGGUUAAAGGAAUUUUGGAUGGAUGGUAAUAGACUAACGCUUAUUCCAGGGUUCAUAGGCACUUUGAAACAACUGACCUACUUGGAUGUUUCUAAAAACAACAUUGAAGUAGUUGAAGAAGGCAUUUCAGGUUGUGAAAGCCUGCAAGACCUACUGUUAUCCAGUAAUUCACUUCAGCAACUGCCAGAGUCUAUUGGUUCUCUGAAGAAGGUAACAACACUUAAAAUUGAUGAAAACCAGUUAAUAUAUUUGCCAGACUCCAUAGGAGGGUUGAUGUCAGUAGAAGAGCUGGACUGUAGUUUCAAUGAGAUUGAAACAUUGCCUUCGUCUGUUGGGCAACUCUGUAAUAUAAGGACAUUUGCUGCAGAUCAUAACUUUUUAACACAGCUGCCAUCAGAGAUUGGAAACUGGAAGCAUGUAACAGUUUUGUUUCUGCAUUCUAAUAAGCUUGAAUUCCUCCCUGAAGAAAUGGGUGAUAUGCAGAAAUUAAAAGUCAUCAAUCUAAGUGACAAUAGACUGAAGAAUUUACCAUUUACCUUUACAAAACUGCAACAGCUCACUGCUAUGUGGCUAUCAGACAAUCAGUCUAAACCACUUAUCCCUCUUCAAAAAGAAGCUGACCCUGACACACAGAAAACAGUGCUUACUAAUUACAUGUUCCCCCAGCAACCAAGGACUGAGGAUGUUAUGUUCAUAUCUGAUAAUGAAAGUUUCAAUCCAUCUCUGUGGGAGGAACAGCGGAAACAGCGUGCUCAAGUGGCAUUUGAGUGUGAUGAAGACAAAGAUGAGAGAGAGGCACCACCUCGGGAAGGCAACCUGAAGAGAUAUCCAACUCCAUAUCCUGAUGAACUGAAGAAUAUGGUCAAAACAGUCCAGACAAUUGUGCAUAGGCUAAAGGAUGAAGAAUCUUCUGAAGAUACUGCCAAGGAGUCAAAACGAGAAGGCCAGACGGUUUCUGUAAAAGAUGUGGGGGUAAAGACUUCAGAAAUUGCUUCAAUAAAGAACAAAGCAGACGAGAGAAAGCAAUAUUCAAAGCUUACUGAACCAGAAGCUGAGCACAGCACUGCAAAUUCACAGAUGACUGCACUUGUGAAAACCUUGCAGAACACAAAAACAAUUGUCAACCAUGAAGACACGCUUGAGGAGUCAGAAGAGCUAUCCUCUGAUGAAGAGAUGAAAAUGGCAGAAAUGCGACCACCACUGAUAGAAACCUCCAUAAACCAACCAAAAGUAGUAGCUCUUGGCAAUAACAAAAAAGAUGAUUCAAAAGAUGCUGAUUCCUUAUCAGAUGAAGCUACCCACAAUAGCAAUCAGAAUAACAGCAACUGUUCCUCUCCUUCUCGAAUGUCUGAUUCUGUUUCCUUAAAUACUGAUAGUAGCCAAGAUAUUUCUCUCUGUUCUCCAGACAAAGAAACACAUGCUGCUGUUUUAUCCAAGAUCAGGCGAGAAGAUGAAAAUUUGAAUAACCUUUUACAAAAUGGAGGUGAAUUGAGGAUUACUGUAGAAGAAAAAAUAAAUGUGCAAGAGAAGGUUACAAAUUUGUCUGAAUAUGAAUUAAGCAUUGAAGAAAGAUUAGGCCUGAUAGGAAAAGGUGUUGAUCUGAGCACUCCUACGGAGGAGUCUCACAAAUUAGACCAAAUAAACAUGAAUAUCAGUAAACUGGUUAGUGAAGAGGCAGUGCCAGUUCCUGUAGAAAGGUUGCAAACACAGGAAGUUGGUUCAGGAAAGGGCUUUUUGAAUAACAAUGCAAAAGAAGAAAGUGAGCACUUGGAAAAUGAAAAUAAGUAUCCUAUAAAUAAAGUAAAUGGACAUCCUGAGGAAACAGUACAGUCUCCCAGUAAAGACAAACUAACAAGAAGCACUACAGUUGAUGGCGAUUCUGCUGAGCUGUCUGUUUCAAGGAGCACUGAAGAUUUGUCCCCACAGAGAAGUGGUCCUGUGAUGAAAUCUCAUAGCAUCACCAGUAUGGACACUGGUGGUAUGAAAAUAUACAAUAUUGUCAAUGAGGAUGGAUCGCAACAGCCAAACGCAGUGGUAAAAUCAGCAUCUGAUAGUGCAGAUGGAAAAAACAUAGUCCGAAGUAAAUCCGCUACUCUUCUGUAUGAUCAGCCUUUGCAGGUUUUUCCUGGGUCGUCAUCAUCAUCUGAUUUAGUAUCUUCUACAAAAACUGUGUUCAAGUUUGACUCAAAUCACAAUCCUGAAGGUGCUAAUGUAGUGAGAGGAUCAGUGACAAGUGGUGCACAGAUGUCCUGUGCUCCCCAGUAUAAUAUUCAAUACAGCAGCAGUGCAACAGCGAAAGACACCUUGUGGCCCCAGAAACAAAACGCUCAAGUAGAACAAGGCAGCUUACCUUCUUCACGUCUCCUUAGGUCUGACAGUACAGAAACCCCUAACUAUGUUAAGCAUUCUGCCAACAUGAAUUUCUCAAAUCAUAACAAUGUCCGAGCCAGCACUGUGUAUAAUACUCAUCAACGGAUGGCUGGGAGACACAUAGAUAUGUGGGCUAUUCCACCAAAUGAUAGACUGCUCCCAGGAGCAACCAGGCACACUCUUCAAAGGCAAAGCAGUGUGUCUUCUACAGCUUCUAUAAAUGUUGGGGAUAUUGUACCUUCAAGGCGGCCACAGGUUCCUGAAGGGGACUAUUUAACAUACAGAGAUUUGCAUUCAAUGGGAAGAGCUCCACCAUUAAUGUCUGGGCAACAGAGACCUCUUUCUGCUAGGACAUACAGCAUUGAUGGUCCAAAUGUACCCCGACCACAGAGUGCUAGGCCAUCAGUGAAUGAAAUACCAGAAAGAACUAUGUCAGUUAGUGACUUCAGUUACUCACGGACUAGCCCAUCAAAGAGAUCAAACCCAAGGGUUAACUCGGAGCACUCUUUAUUAGAUCCUCCAGGAAAAAGUAAAGUCCCUCAUGACUGGAGGGAACAGGUGCUGCGACAUAUUGAGGCUAAAAAGCUAGAAAAGAGCAUGCUGUCUAGGUCCUUUAAUUCCAAUUAUGCUGCAGUUAGCAGCUUUCACUAUGGCAGCUCUAGGGAUCUGCAUGGCAGCCAGGGUAGUGUUGCCUUGAGUGUUGCAGACGGAAGAGGUUCUGGUGUGCACAUUGUUCGAGUACCUUUGACAAAUGGACAAAUGUGCCAGCCUCAGAGAUCUCAGGCAAACUAUAGCCAACUCCAUCAUCUCCCUCCUCAAUCAUCAGUAGCAAGACAUCCAUCUAGAGAGCAGUUGAUUGAUUAUCUGAUGUUGAAAGUUGCCCACCAACCUCCCUAUUCCCAGUCCCAAUGUUCUCCCAGACAAAGCCAUGAGUUGGCAAAGCAAGAGAUUCGAGUGAGAAUUGACAAGGACCCAGAACUUGGAUUUAGCAUAUCCGGAGGAGUUGGUGGAAGAGGGAAUCCAUUCAGACCUGAAGAUGAUGGUAUAUUUGUAACCAGAGUACAACCAGAAGGACCAGCAUCUAAGCUGUUGCAGCCUGGAGAUAAAAUAAUUCAGGCCAAUGGAUACAGCUUCAUCAAUAUCGAUCAUGGACAAGCAGUAUCUUUGCUAAAGACUUUUCAGAAUGCAGUGGAACUCAUCAUUGUGCGAGAAGUUUCUGUAUAAGUACUGUGGAUGUGGGGGAAAAGCCAGCAGAAUACAUUGAAGGACUUACGAGAAACUGAGUAUUUUGCCUAUUUUUAUACAUGAAAGGAGCUCAAAAAGAAUUACGAUCAAAAUUUGUACAGGAAAUACCGAACUUGUGGUUAAGGGAGGGCAUACCACUGUAUGGAACAUACAGGAAAUCAUUUUGGAAAUGCAUAUGGUGAUUAAACUUGUUUUUAAGCAUUAUAGCAAUCUAAGGAUCACUCCUCCAAGAACAAACCUGUGUUGUUUUUUUGUACAGAUGGUAGGUUUAUUUUUGGAUAAUUCAUACACAUUACUAAACUUUGUGCAAGGCUUUAUGAAGCCUCUGUUGUAGCCAAUGGACAGAUGGCAGGGCUGUCUGUCCUGUAGCUGUUUAUUGCCUUUAUUUUUAUUUACUAGAUAUUAAUGUGUUAUGCUGAAACCACUUAUUUAGGUAUGAAAUGGGGAUAUAAAAUGUUGGCUUUGCUAUGUGCACAUUGUAUGGAUGAAUGGGUAGAUGGAAGGUGGUGCUGGUUGGAGAGAAUAAAGGUCAGGUGAAACAACUAUCUAUCUGCUAUCUAAAUCUGGCAUCA